This is a messenger RNA of Xyrauchen texanus (razorback sucker), 4560 nucleotides long. RefSeq names its product protein shisa-6-like. The record is from RefSeq and is a predicted model, not a curated record. The transcript has 5 exons. Gene Ontology annotation, biological process: regulation of short-term neuronal synaptic plasticity; regulation of AMPA receptor activity. Gene Ontology annotation, cellular component: postsynaptic membrane; AMPA glutamate receptor complex; dendritic spine membrane. Bases 1 to 1908 code for a protein of 635 amino acids. NCBI's taxonomy places the organism in Eukaryota, Metazoa, Chordata, Actinopteri, Cypriniformes, Catostomidae.
AUGCCACCUGCUGCCAUCUUGUUUUUCCUCCUAUUUGGCCAUGUGCUCUCCACAGAGACUAUUACCUCGGAACGCUCCUCAGUGAAUGGGGAGCCAGUGCUGCUUCUGUUGCGAGGACGCAACCGCAAGGUUCCUCCUCCCCAGCUGGACAUAUGGGGCAAGGAAUCUCCUGCCAUGGCAGCAGAGCCAGAGGCUGCCGAGAUCCCUCCAAAACCCCUACCACAGAUUAUGCUACCCCGUAAUGUGACAGCUGACGCCCUGAAGCCCCCACUGGGUGCCGCUCAGGUUGCACCUCCUCCUCGUCGGCUGGUGGAUGUAGAUGUUUGUCAAGGUUACUACGAUGUGAUGGGACAGUUUGACAUCACUUUCAAUUGCACCAGGGGAACCUACAUCUACUGCUGUGGCACCUGCCAUUAUCGCUUCUGCUGCGAGCAUCAGCGCAGCCGUCUAGACCAAGAGUCUUGCACUAACUACCGCUCACCCGACUGGGCCAUCACGGCGGGACCCAUUACCCAGUCCCCAGUCCGCCACGACCCUGAUUUUGACCCACUACAACAACAAAGCAACAACACGGCAUAUGUCAUUGGGGGAGUCAUCUCGUUUACAAUGGUUGUGGCCAUUGGGGUUAAAGUGGCUUUCCAUAAACUGUCUCGACGACCAAGGAACAGAGACAUCAAUAUGCCUAGAGCACUGGUGGACAUUCUGCGUCACCAGUCCAGCCCUGUCCGACAAGGAGAGAGAAACAACAGUACAGUCCUUACAACUGCCACCUCCAGUGAGGGCACGCUAGGGCGGUCGUCUAAAACCUUCUACCCUCCUGUCCUCCAGAGCAAAGAUAACCGAAUUGGGAAACACAAUUUUGACAAUACUGGGUCCAGUCCUAAACACACAGCUACCAUCGAGCGAGUUCCACGCAUGAACAACACCCAGCUGGUCUCCACAGGAACGCUGCUCUCCAGCAAGCACAGUAAUUCUGGCUUUCACCCCUCUCUCUCUCACUCCUUUCAUAACCUUGCCCAACUACCUCCAUCAUACGAGACCACCAUGAAACCAGAGAUCAGUCGCUACAGCUCCCUCAAGAGACUAGAGAAAAACCUGGAUGACUAUUCUGGAUAUUACACCUCCAAGCAAAGGACAAACAACGCUCCGCCCAGCUUCCACUCCUCCCAGCACCACCUGCACUGGGGCGGUGACUUUACACUGGGUGCCAGAGGUACUCUACCUCACCAUGCAUCCCGCACGCGAAUCCAUGUGCCCAGUUCCACAUCCACAUCCACCCCCAACCCCUACCCUUUACCCCCGACGCAGUACCACCCCACUUUUGACUCAAUGAGUAAGCCACCUCGCCGGGUGAUGUCCCAAGACCAGCUUCUGGCACUGGGGGAGGGCAACACUCUCUCACGCCUCUCCAAGAUCCAGCAGCUUCAGUAUUACAAACCCAUGACCACAAGCAAGAGCUCCAACCAGACUUUACGCAAGUCUCACGAGCGCCUCCUGGUGUCACCAGACCGCCUGGAGGAAAGAAUGAUGGGUGGGAGAAUGGGUGAUUACGGUGCAAUGGUGCCCACCAUGCCCCAUAUUACCCACAACCAGAAAGCGCAGUCCCAGCAGAACGUAUGUGUGACACCAUCACUCGACCGCCAUCACAUGAUCAAAAUGAAUUCACACCCUACCACCGGCAGUGAGCAAGACCACAUGAUCACGGCCAUGUCGUCUGGUCAUGGGGGUGGAACUUUGGGUUGGGGUGAGGGCCACGGUUCCAGUGGAGGACCUGGAACGAUGGGCCAUAGCGCGCGCCGGAUGGCCUUUGCCACAAAACGACAGAACACCAUUGAACAGCUGCACUUCCUCCCUGGGAGUGGCGGUCAGGCACUUAGGACAGGGAGCAAGAAUGAAGUGACUGUGUAGUGAAAAGAAAGAGAAAAUAUGGCUAAGGAGACAAUGGACAGAUGAGGUGUGAUUGUGCAAGCCGAGGAGAGGGUAGACAGUGGGAUAUAAAGAAGGCUAUGACCUGAGACAGAAAUGAAGAACGAAACGGAGGAAGGAGAACACAGAAAAGGCUUGAAGAUUAAUGGGGGCUAAGUCUGUAUCGCUAAGCCUUGAAUGAGAGAAAGAGGGAUAUGAAACUAUAACAAAAGUGAUUCAGUGGAUCCUUAAAUUGCUAAAUUCUCAAUAAUUAGAAACAUGAAGAGGGGGUCCAGAUCUCUUCCGAAUGUGUGUAGCAUUUAGUUAGUGUUUUGAUAGCACUAUUCAGAAAUGUUCUGAGAAGAUACAAAUAGAAUGCAGGUAAAAGUAGAUAAUUAUUAGAAUAGGGCAAGUUUUCUCUAGUGAAAACAUACCAACUCAUUAUCUUGACAGAUGUUAAAGCCAAAUGGUUUAGCGUUCAACUCCGUUUUAUUCUGUUGGAUUAGAUGACAGCAACUGACUAAGAGAACCUUGCCUCAAGAGUUCACUAAAAGUUUGCCAAAUUUUGGGUUUGCGAUUCAACAGUAUGACAUCACAAUUGUGUAUGUGUAAUUUGUCAGUCAAAUGAGGGAACAAUGAGAUAUUCUGGAUGAAACUGGGAAGGUGUCAAAUAGUACACUGAAUUACCUCAUGGAGACUAUGAUUUCACCACUUUCAAAACAAAUGACUUGGGAACGGAUUGUGACUUGGGGAAUACUGUGCGCAUUGCGGCAUUUACCAUCCUGUGAAACUGUUGACAGACAAAUGCCGGUGAUCCGUCAAAGAGAAGAAAGCAGAGAAAAGAAAAGGACAUUGAAACUGUCACUCAUUUUGUGACCUGACUCUUUAGUCUGCACUGUUAAUAUAAGUCCAAAUGCCAUCAGCCAUAUUAGAGUUUAUUCACAUGGAAUACAAUGGAGGGAAACAAUUUCACUGGGAGAUGGGAGUUCAUAUAUUGAAACUAAUGAUCAAAGAUUUUUAGCCUCUUAUAAUGAGACUGAAUCCUUAAAUAAUUACAUGAAUAAUCCUCAAUUUGUUAUUUAUUUUUUUGCAUUGUGGAUAACCUUUUGGCUGUUUUAUAAUAUCUUUGACAGGCUGACUGAUAAUUUAAUUGAUUGAUGGGUAAAUCAGGUAAUACUGUCUGGACUAAUAAUGUUUAAGCAUCCAGAGAAAAUUUAAAUUGACAAAUUUGACUAAAAGCAGUCUCAGCCAUCCAUAUUUGAUAAACCUCAAGCCUCUUUCUUGCAUGUUUGACCAAUCAAAGGACAGCUUAGUAUAAUGGCAUCAAAGACUCUGAAGUCGUUAUGGUUGUUCUGGUAUUUACAAGUGUAUAAGAGAAGAAAUAUACAGUAAUUAUAGGCAUGCACUAAUGUCAAAUAAGACAGCAUAGUCUUCACACUUUAUUUGCAACUCAAGCUGUUCACUAUGUAAGGUUGUAUUAGAGGGGGGAAGGGGAAAAGGGUUGUUAUACAAUGGACAAUUUAAUCCAAGGGCUAUUCUGAAACUUCUUUAUGUGUGUCUGUGCUUCCAUGUUCUGGCGGCUUUUUAACUUUUCCCGCGUCAAUGUUGGGGAUGCGGAUGGUGCGGAAUAUAGAAGCUACAUGCCUAUGAGAGUACAGAACAGAGCAAAAUAGAACAAAUUCUGCAAAGCUACUUUACACUCUGUCACACUAGGAUGCAUUACUAUCUAACUGAUGAGGUAGGAUUUAGGAGUGAAAAGCUGUCUUGUUUAUCUAUAUUAUAUUCUAUAAAAAUGUCAUUUUGUUAGCAAUUUCUGUGUGAUUUGCAGCUGUCUACACAUCAAAUGGACAGUGUUGUGGUGGAAUGUCUGAGAACGACCUGGCUGAGGAAGAUUAUUGGGCCAUAAUACUGUAUAGUACUUUAGAUCACUCAGCAACAUUUAAGUUUUUAUUAAAAAAGAAGAAAAAACAUUUGAAGUAAAUCCUGAAUAUUCAAAUAUGUACACAUGCCAAUUUACGUGCAUAUAUAUAGUUAGCAAUAUUAUUCAUAUACUUUAUUAUUAUAAUUUUCUUUUCUUUUUUUCUCUGUGUCUUUAGAAAUUGUCUUUAUUUCUGAUUUCUGUUUAUAUUUGACUUUCUAGUGGAUUCUAACCUUUGUAACUCAACAAAAAAAGCAGAUGCAAUCAUAGUGAAAAGAAGAAAAGCAUGAAGAUGUCAAAGCCAGUGUUGAUGAUGUCAUAUUGCUGACUUCUGAUGUCAAGGUGUGUAUGUGUCCAGUUUGUGUGUCGGUAUUUUUGUGCUUGUGUGUAUUUCAGUGUCUAUUUUGGAAUGCUUUAUCUCACAUCUUAUCUGACGUUGGAUGGGUUUCAAGUCAGAGAAUGUGGAUUUAAGAACACCUAAGGGAUAUCAACCCCCCCCCCAAAAUAUGAUUUAAUUUUUUUAAGUGAGUGUCUCUUUGAAUGCAAAAAAUAUACAAAAUAAAAAUUAAUUUCAUUGCUGCAUUCACCAAAGGUAAGGAAAAAGAAUAGCAAAACACUAGAACAUUUAAUAUUAUUUUCAGUAUUUUUGUGAAGACAUUAACAUGUUUUAUGCCAUGAGGUAAACAUACCUUGUACAUUUUACUGUCUGCGAACUUUAUUAUUAUUAUUUUGAAAUA